UGCAUUCCAUACCAUACUAUCCGAUACCAGCAACUCACUUCACACAAACAACACUUUGAACCGUGAUAGGUUCUUGUGUCGCUGUGAGACUUUUGUAUUCUUCUCCAACAAUCACAUUAUAACCUCGAGCCAUGUCGUUCCUGUUUGGAAGAGCCCGCACACGCACAGUUGCCGAUCUCCCCAAGCAGGCCCGGGAACAUGUCUUGAAGCUCGAGGGGCCACAGGGCCCUUCCAAGGCCGAAGAGCUUGCUCGAGUUUUGAGCCAGAUGAAGACCAUUCUACAGGGAACUCCCGAGGCCGACACCUCUCCAGAACAGAUCUUACAGCUCGUAACUGGUCUCAUUGACGAAGACCUCCUCCACCUGCUCGCCGUCAACCUCUUCCGUCUACCUUUCGAAUCACGUAAAGAUACCCAAGUCAUAUUCUCCUACGUCUUCCGCUUCCGCCCCGCCACUGCCGCCCCCAAAAGCGACCCUCUCGCACUAUCAUACGUUGUCUGCAAUCGACCCCAGGUCCUAGUUGAACUAUGUCGAGGAUAUGACCACAAGGAGAGCGCUACGCCAGCGGGUUCAGUCCUACGAGAGCUACUGAAGAACGAGGCCGCCGCCGCAAUCAUUCUAUACGACGACGGAGAUGAGCCAGGUUCGAGUUCCAAGGGUCUAAAUGCCAUUGACCGUGACCGACCCCAAAGUGGGAGAGGCGUGUUCUGGAGAUUCUUCGAUUGGGUUGAUAAGAGCUCCUUCGAGGUGGCAGCAGAUGCUUUCACCACUUUUCGAGAACUGCUGACACGCCACAAGGACCUUGUACCAAGAUACUUGAGCGCAAACUUUGAACUCUUCUUCGACAAGUACAACAACAUCUUGGUGCAAUCCAACAGUUACGUGACCAAGCGUCAGUCCAUAAAGCUUCUCGGUGAGAUCUUGCUUGAUCGCUCCAACUAUAACGUCAUGACUGCCUAUGUUGAUCGCGGGGAGCACCUCAAGAUAUGCAUGAACCUGCUACGCGAUGAUAGGAAAAUGGUUCAGUAUGAGGGCUUCCACGUAUUCAAGGUCUUUGUUGCAAACCCGCACAAGUCAAUUGCCGUUCAGAAGAUUCUCCUCAUGAAUCGCGAAAAGCUUCUCACAUUCCUCUCUCACUUCCUUGAGGAUCGGACAGAUGACGAGCAGUUCAUCGAUGAGAGAGAAUUCCUCAUCAAGCAAAUCCGCGGCAUGCCCUCAGUUCCCGUUCCUCCUCAACGGUAACUGUAUACAUGCUGCAUUGCCCACUUACUCUGGACAAAUAUGUUCUCACCAUACCAUUUUGCACUCGUGCGGCGUUUUCACUGCUUUUCUCUCACCCGACAGCGAUUCAUGAGGCCAAGGAGCACAGUUCUCUAUUCUUUCACGAUGGCAUAGCAUGAUCUGCAGUGUUGUCUUAUUUUAUCCCUACAGUACUUGUGUUGAAU
Fusarium redolens is the source of this 1444-nucleotide messenger RNA. RefSeq names its product Mo25-like protein. Bases 132 to 1241 code for a protein of 369 amino acids. Gene Ontology annotation, molecular function: protein serine/threonine kinase activator activity. The record is from RefSeq and is a predicted model, not a curated record. The transcript has 4 exons. NCBI's taxonomy places the organism in Eukaryota, Fungi, Ascomycota, Sordariomycetes, Hypocreales, Nectriaceae. Gene Ontology annotation, biological process: intracellular signal transduction.